Molecule: messenger RNA, 414 nt
Organism: Penicillium oxalicum
Lineage: Eukaryota; Fungi; Ascomycota; Eurotiomycetes; Eurotiales; Aspergillaceae
Gene: rps21
Product: 40S ribosomal eS21 domain-containing protein
Exons: 2
Coding region: 1-414 (137 amino acids)
Biological process (GO): endonucleolytic cleavage in ITS1 to separate SSU-rRNA from 5.8S rRNA and LSU-rRNA from tricistronic rRNA transcript (SSU-rRNA, 5.8S rRNA, LSU-rRNA); endonucleolytic cleavage to generate mature 3'-end of SSU-rRNA from (SSU-rRNA, 5.8S rRNA, LSU-rRNA); translation
Cellular component (GO): ribosome; cytosolic small ribosomal subunit
Molecular function (GO): structural constituent of ribosome
Source: RefSeq, a predicted model, not a curated record
AUGGAGAACGAGAAGGGAGAGAUCGUCGAUCUACGAAAUCCAUGCACCUCAGAACUCCAAUUUCCCACUGCAACGCAGUAUAUCCAUGGAGGCGCAUGGCGGAAGUUUUUCGACAUUGAGGAUUUUCAUAUCGGAUCAUUUGAAUCAAUCACUAAUUGCUUCUUCCUCGUCGCCAACAGCUACGUGCCCCGCAAGUGCAGUGCCACCAACCGCAUCAUCAAGGCCAACGACCACGCUUCCGUUCAGAUCUCCGUCGGCAAGGUUGACGAGAACGGCCGCUACACCGGCGAGAACCAGACCUACGCCAUGUGCGGCUUCAUCCGUGCCCGCGGUGAGAGCGACGACUCCUUCAACCGCCUCGCUCAGCGUGACGGUUACCUCAAGAACGUGUGGACCGCUUCCCGCCAGCGCUAA